This is a messenger RNA of Closterium sp. Naga37s-1, 513 nucleotides long. NCBI's taxonomy places the organism in Eukaryota, Viridiplantae, Streptophyta, Zygnematophyceae, Desmidiales, Closteriaceae. The record is from the annotation of a GenBank genome assembly.
AUGGGCCGGCCGCACUGCCUCCUUGUCGCAGCGCUCGUUCUUAUCCUCGCCACGCUCCCAGAUUCAGCUUCAGGCAAUCUCCAGCAACCCAACUUUCUAAUGCGCUUCGUGUCCGCAUGGCGUCAAUGGCACGGCGCGGUAGCUUCCCGCUCGUCCACGUCAACACUGCUGCAGCACCGGCGCUACCUCAGCGCCGAUCCUGCGGGGGCUGCUGACGUGGCGCGCGUGCUGCGCCGACGUGGCGGGUGGUGGCACGACGCGGACGGCCAGGCGUACGUUUCAACUUCUGGAGACGAGGCGAUACAGGAGGUGACUGAUGACGUGGCAGAAGGCAUCGUUUCGCGGAGACGGAGAAAGCUGGCGGCAGGGGAUGCGGUGGGCCCGUGCACUCCGCUCGCUGACGCCAUACUCAUUACAUGUCCUUUUCGGGGUAUGGGCCUGCUCUCCUCAGGUCGUGGGUCGCCAUUACAAACAACGAAGUGUACGGUGUGGAUCAACCAAUCACACUUCUAA